Messenger RNA from Alternaria hordeiaustralica, 1527 nucleotides. RefSeq lists its product as uncharacterized. NCBI's taxonomy places the organism in Eukaryota, Fungi, Ascomycota, Dothideomycetes, Pleosporales, Pleosporaceae. The record is from RefSeq and is a predicted model, not a curated record. The transcript is spliced from 2 exons. Bases 1 to 1527 code for a protein of 508 amino acids.
AUGGGAACUAGGUCUUAUGACAAAGAACCGAAGCAAGCAGCUAAGAAGCAUGAGCCCGACAACAGUGAAACAAAUCUACCUGGUACAAACUUCAGCGAACCCAAACCGAAGCGACACAGGACUAUCAUGGCCAAGACAGUCAUAAAAUCUCCCACUGAACGCGUACCGCAUUCGGUGAACAGUCGUGCGCCACAAGGUCAAGGCACUCAACAAACUGUCGAUCACCUCCGGGAUAAACACUUUCAGCCUCAAAUGCGUGAGAAAGGAGGACGCAAUGGAAAGAAAGACACUACGACCGAGACUCCAACAAGACGUUCGCAUCGGAAGAAGGCUGGUCGACCGGAAGCUGGACCAACUACUCCUCUGGUAAAGAGUGUAAACAAAUACGGCUUUGAAGUAUGGGUCCCGGCUACCGGAUCGAACAACCUUACGGCGAGUCACAGUGCGAAAAAAGAGACUGCAAAACCUCCUUCUCUUCAAGAAGACGACAUCUCCGAUGAGGUUUCAGUCGAACCCGCCUCUGAUGCUGCUGUAGCUGGCCCACGCAACGAGACUUCUGGAGACGCAAUAUCCCAAGAGCACACUGGCGACGAUACAAGGCAAAGUUCCGUCAGUGAUGUCGUUAGGGGCGACGUGAACGAGAAGACGAUGCCAAUGGAGGACGUUGUCGACACCAACUUCAUUCUAGAACGCCUGAAGACAUAUAAUGCACAAACCCCUACCGACAAAGACAGAGGUGCGCAAGAUGCUAUUGACCGGGAUAGGCAGCCGGUACCCGAGCAAGAUGUUCAAAUGAUGGAUGUCGAUGACGCCCGAGUUAGUGUCACUACCUCUGGCCUUGGUCGUGACGACACCAAUCUCCAAGUCAACCACCAUGCUCCGCCAAGCUUAAUACCGGAGAAGGAAUUUGUCGCUGCUAAGGUCGAUAACCCAUUGCAAGACGAUGGCGACGUUGGAAGGACGAGACCCGGCCCCCUGUACUGGCGUGCAGCCGAUAAACGAACGGAAACUGGUGUCCACUUCUUCAACAUGCCUUUCGAGGACUUGCGUGAGAUGACACGACUUCAAGCUCUCGAGCGAGCGCGUCCGCAGUCAUCCGACGAACUUCGCGCCCUGUUAGUCUCCGCGGCUACUAGUAGCAAUUCUAGUCCCGAAGAGUACACCCUCGCUGAUGCCAGAGUCAGGCUCCAAGCAUGUCGCAAUGCGUUGUAUGGCGUUCGACUAAGGGAGCGUAUGGCUACAAUGCGUACGGCAGCCGCUCGCGCGACGCAACAGCCGCGUGAUAGUGUUGCACAACUUGAGGUCAUUACCGAAGAGGCACGGAAGGAGCUUCUUGAUGCUCAAGAUGCGUUUGAUGAGGACUUUCGGAAUGUUGCUGUCGCCAAACAAGCCCUCAAGAAUGUCACAGGUAAGCCCGUGCCAGAUCUUCAGGACCCAGAGACGGAAGCGGAUGCUUUGAGAAGGGAGAAGAUGGUUAAUGAGAUCAAUGGGGCUAUUGCAGAGUACGAAGCGCAAGUGAAAGCGUAG